AUGGAGAGACGCAAGAGUCAAGGACAAUCAUCAGAAAGGAGUAAUGGUGAUGGCAACUUCAGAGCAUACAUACCAGCUGGUACGGCAUCCAACAGCUACGAGCCACAAGACAUAGUGUCGCCUAUAUCCCCUCCCCAGCCGCCUCCGCAUCGCGCCGAGGGAAGAUCGUGGGGCAAUGAUCAGGUUAGCUACUCGGAGUCACAACGACCUAGGGCCCUCAGCACCAUCACUCCUGGAGCGGACGACUUCAGCAAUGCUGCUGCCGGUGGUGUGACGGGGAUUGCGCUGACUGUCGCUGACCAGACUGCGAGGGAGAGCGGACUCAACGCACUUGACGGCCCCGCUUACCCACAAGAAUACGACCAACAACCUACUCCAGGGCAAUUUCAAAGCCAACAGAACCCCGGGCCCAAUGCGCGCGACGCAUCGAACUAUUUCCAGGCGCAGAUGCCUUAUGCCAGUCCGUAUGCACAAAACAGCGGGCCCCCUAGCCUACAAAGCAGUUCGCAGGCAUUAAAUGCUGCGCAAUAUGCGCCGGGGGCCGGUACACCUGGGCAGACAAGUCCCUCCAGAAGCCCACAUCAAGGUUCUGGUACGACAGGCAUCUACACAGACGAUCCCUUUCUGAGCUAUGGCCGUCCUCAGCCACCAGGUCUGGGGGUUGUCGAUCCGCUCGCUGCUCUUGAUGAUGAUGACGAUGACGGGCUCAAUUACCACCGCAAGUCGAAAAGGAACAGCAUCCUCAGCCUCGGUAAUGGGAGCAACAAGAGCGCUGGAGCCGUUGCUGGCACCGCUGCGGCUGGCGGCGUCAUUGGCGGUCUAGCCAGCCGUAAUGAGAGCGGUAAUGUCUCUGGCUAUACUCCGAUCAAAAACAAUGUCCAGAUGACCGACACUAUACAUGCGGCCAGUCCAUAUAAAUCAGGUUUCGUAGCUGAAAAGCCUGGGUGGAACUCUACCGGCAAGUCGAGGAGUAGGGGCAAGAAGUGGAGGCUAGCGGCCAUCCUGACGCUUGGACUUCUUGUUGCUGCAGCCAUUGUCCUUGGAAUAGUAUUCGGUGUUGUGCUCAAGCGCGGCGGCGAAGACAAGAAACAGGGGGAUUCCGCUGCUGAUGACAUGCAAAAUAAUGGGGAUCUCGACAUCAACUCCUCCGAGAUCCAGGCGCUCAUGAAUAACCCCGGCCUACACAAAGUCUUUCCGGGUAUAGAUUAUACGCCACUCAGUUCCCAGUACCCGGAUUGCAUCCACAAUCCUCCUUCGCAAAACAACAUCACUCGUGAUGUCGCGGUUCUGUCACAGAUGACCAACACAAUUCGGCUUUACGGCACCGAUUGUAACCAAACCGAGAUGGUCAUCCACGCGCUGAAGCAGCUGAAGCUCGACAACACGAUCAAGAUUUGGCUGGGCGUCUGGCAGGAUGGCAACACGACGACUAAUGAUCGUCAGCUCUCCCAGAUGUGGACAAUCCUCGACACUUACGGCGAGAAAUGGUUCAAGGGUCUUAUUGUAGCUAACGAAAUUUUGUUCCGCAAGGAAAUGACUCUCGCCAGUCUGAGUACACUACUCUCCGACGUCCGUACGAACCUUACUUCUAGGGGCAUGAAGCUACCAGUGGCAACCAGCGAUCUUGGCGACAACUGGGAUGAAUCACUGGCCAAAGUGAGCGAUUACAUCAUGGCGAACAUUCACCCUUUUUUCGGCGGCGUCAACGCCAAGGAUGCAGCAGCAUGGACCACGACUUUCUGGAAAGACCAUGCUGGCACCUUUAUGAAAUCAGACAAGUCUAAAAACAUCAUUAGCGAGACUGGUUGGCCGUCACAGGGCGGAUCGGACUGCUACCCGGAUACCAAAAGUACCAACUGCCCUGGUCGUGCGGUGGCUGGCAUUACCGAGUUGAACCAGUUCAUGAGCGAUUGGGUAUGCCAGGCACUCGCCAACGGAACUGAGUAUUUCUGGUUCGAGGCCUUUGACGAGCCAUGGAAGAUCCGGUUCAACACCAAGGACCAGCAAUGGGAGGAUCACUGGGGUCUCAUGGACGUGGACAGGAAUCUCAAGAAGGGAAUCAAGAUUCCGGACUGUGGUGGCAAGACGGUUGCCUGA
Molecule: messenger RNA, 2097 nt
Organism: Neurospora hispaniola
Lineage: Eukaryota; Fungi; Ascomycota; Sordariomycetes; Sordariales; Sordariaceae
Product: glycoside hydrolase
Exons: 1
Coding region: 1-2097 (698 amino acids)
Biological process (GO): cell wall organization; carbohydrate metabolic process
Cellular component (GO): fungal-type cell wall; cell surface; extracellular region
Molecular function (GO): glucan endo-1,3-beta-D-glucosidase activity
Source: RefSeq, a predicted model, not a curated record